GGCGGCCGGGCUGCGCGCGCCCCCGGCCCAGGCCCCGCCCCCGGCCUCCCGCUCGCGGCGCCGGCGGAGUCGGGCCAGUCAGGUGCGGCGGCGCUGCAGCCCAAGUUGCGCUCGCCGGGCCGCUCCGCCUCAGGGCCGCCCCCCGCCGCCCCGCGCCGCCGCCCGGCCCGCGCCCCCGCCGAUGCCGGCCAUGGUGGAGAAGGGCCCCGAGGUCUCCGGAAAGCGGAGGGGGAGGAACAACGCGUCCAGCAGCGCCGCCUCCGCCGCCGCCGCCGCCGCCUCCGCCGCCUCCGCCGCCGCCUCGGCCGCCUCCACGGCCGCAGCUUCGGCCCCCGCCGCCCCGGCCGCCCCCAGCAACGGGCAGAAUAAAAGUUUGGCGGCGGCGGCGCCCAAUGGCAACAGCAGCAGCAACUCCUGGGAGGAGGGCAGCUCGGGCUCGUCCAGCGACGAGGAGCACGGCGGCGGCGGCAUGCGGGUGGGACCCCAGUACCAGGCGCUGGUGCCCGACUUCGACCCCGGUGAGUAGCGAGCGGCCCUCAGGCG
Messenger RNA from Erinaceus europaeus (western European hedgehog), 543 nucleotides. RefSeq names its product REST corepressor 1 (gene RCOR1). Bases 182 to 526 code for a protein of 114 amino acids. Lineage: Eukaryota; Metazoa; Chordata; Mammalia; Eulipotyphla; Erinaceidae. The record is from RefSeq and is a predicted model, not a curated record. The transcript is spliced from 2 exons.